AUGAUGCGCCGAAAAGAGAUUUAUACCAAUAUCACACCCAUCCCCUCGUCCGUGCCCCGCCAACUAGCCCUUGACAUCCUCCACAGCCAUAGUGAAAUCAUCACACUAAACCCACUCGUCCUCUCACAUCAGCCGAUCAGUGCUCCACGGGAUGCCGUCGCCGACGAGUACUACUCAACGUGGUACGAGAUCACCGAACGGGUGCAAUACGUUCCGGGGCUGGGUAAGAUUGGGUCGGGCAAGAUCAGCUUCAAAGGCUGUUUCCACAAUGUCGCAUGGGGGCUAGAAACGCACAUGUACGCACCGAUGGGAAUCGACCUCCGAAGCAAAUGGCGCGUCGCAGGCAAUCAGCGCGACGAACCGCCCGAGCCGCGAAACGGGUGCGCAGCCGGCGCCCCGCAAACGGGACUCUAUCUGCGCGAGGAUAUCGAGAUCGAAUGCAACCGCACGCUAAUCUCUUUCGUUAAGAAUCAGCUGAAGGCUGCUUCGAAGGUGUUGGUAGAUCGUCUGAUUAAGAAAGCUGAGCUUCUUGAUGCUGGUGUUUUGCAGGCUAUGAUGGAAGAUGGCAAAUUGACGACCUAUAAUCCGGCGGAUCGAUCGAGCAGGAUUAUCAGGGAGCCGUCGUAUUCGCGGAGGCAGUCGGAUCAAAUGUCGAGGUCGUCGUCUUCUCGGACACCGACAUCGCCGAUGGACUCGGCGCAGUUGGGACCGAUCGCUUCUGGGUAUGCCUUUCCGCCGCAGUAUGGGCAUGAACACAGUAAAAGCUUUGCUGUGGAGCUGCCGGCGGAUUUCUAUCAUCCGCAAUCUGGAUCUGAUAGAUAUCAAGAGUUGCCGGAUACCAGUCGACAUUCGAAAUCAUCACGGCUGGAUAAGGGAUAUAAAGAACUAUCUACUAUGGAAGAGACUUCAGAGGAGCGUAGUGAAGGGGCGUUACCUUAUAACCCUUCCAAACCGAAGGGCUAG
Messenger RNA from Penicillium egyptiacum, 963 nucleotides. Lineage: Eukaryota; Fungi; Ascomycota; Eurotiomycetes; Eurotiales; Aspergillaceae. The record is from the annotation of a GenBank genome assembly.